Pocillopora meandrina is the source of this 15336-nucleotide messenger RNA. NCBI's taxonomy places the organism in Eukaryota, Metazoa, Cnidaria, Anthozoa, Scleractinia, Pocilloporidae. The record is from the annotation of a GenBank genome assembly.
UAAGUACUCCAGCGAUCACCAUACUGAAAGGCCGGAAGUUGAUUCGUUUUGGUCUUUAAAGGAACAAGAUGAACAUUCUACCAAAGAAAAGGUAAUUUAGAAGGUCUUAGAGGACUUUUCGAGCCUUAACAAUAAAGUAUCUCAUAAAGCUAGUAUCAGUUUUAGUCCUUGAGAUGUUCGCAAGCUGAAAACGUUUGAUGUUACGUUUAAUGAAGUUUGUUUUCUCUCGAUUCCAAGAAAGAUUGACAGGUUAUUUUUUAAUGAUGAAAUAUUGAUUAGUUUCUUGAAGAAUUUGUUGCUUUAAGGAUUUUACUUUGCUCUUAUUUAAGUAAGGAAAUAAAAUUUAUCAUUAAUGAAGAAGUAUCUGCCUUUAUUGAUUUAGCUGGCAUGUACGUAACAUUGAUAACAUUGAACGCGUGCGUCGUGAUGAAGAAAAUGCAAGAUUAGAAGAGAAAGAACGGGAAAGGAGACGUUCUUUAGCCGUGAGUGCUGUUUUUUGUAUUUAAGUGUUGCCAUACGAGGCAGAUAAUAAUGUUGUAGAAUUUUAUUUCUAGCGAGAAUAAGUAAUAAGUUGGGGUCAAUAUUAGGUUAAUCAUCAACCAUAUCUUAAAAGCUUGAUGUUGUUUAUUGUUUUGUUUUAUUUUUGUUUCAAGGAACAAGAGGCCAGAACAGCCCUUCUACGGGGGCGUGCCAGUGGAAAGCAGCUUAAAGAUGGAGUAUCACAAGAUAAUACUGUUGUUUUUGUUAAAGACAAACCACAACAUCUCAAUUUUUUUGCUGACAUUGAAGAAGGAGUGAGUGAUAUAGCAGCUCAUAAUAUUACUAAAGUUUCUUACAUAGCACUUCAUGGUUCAGCAAGUUUUGAAUAGUUAUUCAGGGAUAUUUUCUAGCGGAUAGGGGUUUGAGAUAAUGUAAACUAAGGUAUUCAUCAUGCAGAGUAAUGAAAGUCAAUACAAGAUAUGCAGUUGUUUGUGCUGAGAAAAUGUGGUGUUAACUUCCAAAAAGUAUUUCUUACCAAUGUAUCCCUUUUUAGAGCUAUUUCUUUGUAGAAAAGAUCAUACUAUUAAGAGUACUAAUUUUGAAUUUGCUACUUGCAUAUUGUUGUUACAGCUCAGACAAGGAAGUAACAAGGAAUAUGAAGCUGAAAAGAAAGCUGAACAAGAGAAAAGAGAAAAAUCCAUUGGCUUGUUAACAUACCUUGGACAGAGUCAAAGAGAUUCAGAUGGUAUGCAAGCCCAGCAUUUUUUAAAAACAGAUUUCACAAUCUAUUUAACAAUUGAAGAGGCCUUGAAUAAGCUCUGUUCUGUUCUAAAGUAUGCAGGAAGCAGUUAGAUCAAAAGAAUGGUUGGGGAAAGUAUGAGAUGUGGUAGAGUGUUUCUUCCUUCUUCUUUUGUGCUCUAGCUGCUUCCUGAGAGCUUUAAAACAAAACAGAACAUAUGCAAAAUCCAUUCCGUGAAAUCCAUUGGAAUUGUGGUGCAUAAAAAUACAAAAGUUCUUAAACAGAACUAGUAGAAAACAAAAUCCUCAAGGAGUGUGUUUUAUGAAUGAACGGUGGCUGAAUUCAUAGGAACAUGAAGAUUGCUCCUGGUGAUAGUGUCUGUAAAUCUUGGCUGCUAUGACUGAUGUGGCCUUCCAUGCAACACAUCACAAAGGAUAUCAAACAAGCUCUUAGUUGUUCACUUGAAGGGUGGACAAUGUAAUUUCUGAGGCUUGCUUCUGCAAUGACCAGAGAUGCUCAUGGUGAGCUAGCCGGGAUGGACCACUGCAUGAUGGUAGUUGCUUUAACACCAUGAUUUGUAUAAAUUUUUAAAAGUUGUACCAUUGUGGUUAUAAUUUUCAUAAUUCCUGUUCUGUUCCGUUUUGUUUGUUAACACAAAACAAUAUAUACUAUACAAUUGUUAGCUGUGUUUGAGUUUUAUUACUGUAUGUGUUUAAAUGAUAAUCUAAAUGAGAGUGAAAAUCUUCAAAACUCAGACAGUCCGUUUCGUCUUCUCUUUGGAGACUUUUGUCUUUGUUCACACUAUAAUUUUGUCAAUUACGGCACUUAGCAUGUCUACAAACCUUUUUUUGGUUCCUCUAUAGCUAUUUGCUGGCUCUAUCUCUAUGUUAUUUGUGGUGUUAGCUACAGGUUGUUCUGUAGCUCUUUUUUGUAAUGUGUACAGAUGGAAUGACAGCUAUUAAGCUUGGCAUUUUGUACCCUGAUGAAACAUGCUUUUCCAAUCUAUGUGAAUGAAUUUUAUAAAAUUUAUAUCCAAACUUUUAAUAUAUCAAAUCUGGAAGUUUUGCUGUCAGAGUGAGUGGUUUUCUACAUCAGUAGCUGUCUGUUUGACAAACUUAUGUUGUGGUUCAAUGUUUUCUUUAUUUUGACUUUUCACACCAGUUUGAUUUUUUACUUCCUUUUUUCCUCCUCUUACUAGACUUAGAAAAUAGAAAUUAAACUGAUUUGAAAAAUCUCAAACUGAGAAUGAAAAUGAUGGAUCCCUUGUUUUGCACAGCUACUUGUGAUUUUGGUUAAUAAAAAGUCUUGUUGGAUUGGUAUCCAGUCAAGUCACCGAUGGUUCAACUUGCCAACGCCGACUCACCAAUGUAUAAAAUCAAGUGGAGAUGUUGUAGAUUACUUUUGAAGUUGUUUACUUAAUACCAGGCAAUGCCAGUAACAGCAGACAUUUCCUAAAUUCUUUGCAAUAAAAAGUUUUACUUGAAGUUGGUUUUCCUUGUAGAAGAUAUCUUCUUUAUUUUACAAUGUAAGAUGUAACAUUACCAUAAGUUUAAGUAACCGAUCAGUCAGCAGAUUGUAUAAAAAAUUGAGUUGAGAUCAUAAUGAAAACUAAGACAUGCAACCUUUGACCUGCAUUUUUCUCAAUUUUCCUUUGUAGUUGUAAAUAUUAUCCAAUCAAAUCUAACUAAUGGAAAAUCUUAUCUAGCACAACGCUAUAAAAGGCAGUGUAUGUUGUGGGGACUCCAUUCAACUGUGUUAACAAGUCUAUGUUUAUGAGAAAUUCACUCCAAAAUGUCUGAUAAUCCAGUCUGCAUGGUUUGUAACAUGACCGCCAUUGUUGGUGAGGAUGCUUGGUUUCUUGGAUGGUUGGAUAACCAAACCUAAUCUUUAUAAUAUAUCAAAUUUUAUUGUAAAUCAAACAUUCUCGAUCCUGAAUAAAUCAUUCUUUUAAGUUAAAAAAAUGUGAUUCCAUGUGGUUGCUAUGGUUGUCACACAAUAACUUGUUAGUGUCUAAAGUUUUUUUGGUCACUGGUGAUGUUCACCUUGCUUUAUUUGCCUUGAGAUCCUUAUAAACUUUGUUGGAAAUAAAAAGAAUUGGUUUUUUUUUCUUGUCUAGAAAGCCAAGUUUUCUUUUAAAAAAAACUGACUGAUUGACAUGUUGAGUCUUUACAGUGCUGUUGUCACACAAUAACUCAUUCAUGCCUGAAGCUUUUAUAGUCAUUGGUGAUGUUUACCUUGCUUUAUUUGCCAUGAGAUCCUUAUAAACUUUGUUGGAAAAAAACUGUUUUUUACUAGAUAUAUUUUGCUUUUCUACAUGUUUAACUUCUAAUAAGUUGUACUGGAGUGAAGACCAACUCGCUGAUGUUUCUACUCGAUUUAAUACGUUGGUGUGUUGGUGUUGGUGAGUUGAACCGUUGCUGACUUGACUGUAAUUCUUUGGAUUAGGAGUGUUAUGACAGAGACAUUCAAUAACAUUGUUGAUCUGUUGAUGAAUUAUUUUGUUUUAUUCUGCAGAUGGCAAACUGUGGUAUGUGAAAUCACACCAGGAAAGAAUGAAUUUGAGUGAAGCAAGUGAAAGGUACUUGGUUCAUCUCUGCUGCAUAGCAUAUGUGCAUCUGCUAUACUUCAGAUAAUUCCAAGUUGUGGAACUGUUUUGUGUGUAGAUUUUCAGUUAUAUUCAAACCCUGUCUUUUAGGUUACUCAAGGAUGUCUCAGUGAAAUGAUGAAGUGUUAUUAAAUAUUACCCCACAGAACACUAUUUUAUUUUCAAAUGUUUCUUGUAUUUUUGAGCAGGAAAAGGUUUUGUGCGAAUUGAAGAAUCUAGCUAACACUUGGAAAGAAGGACAGGUUGUGAAAAAAUAGUUGUAACUAACCAACAGAUCACCAGCAGAUUGCCAACUGCCAGCCAGCUGUCAGCUGUCAGUCAGCCAACAGGAUUUUUUUUCAAGGAGUUGUUCUUCACAAUUACCCAUUUUUUUUUAAAUAAUAUUUUCUUUGUUUGUUCCAUGUAGCUCUGUAGAAAGUAAGAAAAAGAAGUUGCUAGAUCCUCUUAAAGACAUGGACAGAUACCUUGUGAUAAAGAAAUUCCAUAGCAAAGAUGAGGACAGAAAACAUCAACAAAAGGACAAGAAACACUGGGAAAAACAGGCAAAGUCUAAGAAAAAACAGAUGAAAAAUUUGGAAGAAAUGAGAAAAGAAAGAUUACAACGAGAGCAAGAGGAACAUGAACGAGAAAGGAAGCUUUUGGCUUCUGCUAGAGGAGAUAGCGGUACAUCUAUUGCUGGAGGAAAAUUACAAGAUGAUUACACAGCUUAUAGGUAACCAAGCUUCAUGUAAUCAUUUGAUUUUAUGAGAAUUGAAGUUUCUUAAUUAAUAGGUUUUGCUUCUCUUUCAUCUUAUAGUACUGGAAGACAUGGGAGAAACAGUUUAGUCCUAAGAAUUUAUUUCUUUACAAUCAAGUCUCCUAUUCUUUCUUCCAACUGUAAAAUGCUACCUUUCCUUCCAAUCUCCAUGUGUUUGUGUCUGUAACACUUUGAUUUAUUGCAGGUAUAACUCUCAAUAUCAUCCUGACCUGGCCAGAAAACCCAGAAAUCAUCUUCGUUAUGACCCAUAUUAAAAAAGUGUCAGGUUUGACAGUAAACCACACUGAGCCAAGGGUCACUGAAGUAAACAAGGGCAGUGAUUUUCCUCCCUAAGGAGAGCAGAAUAACCUGGGGAAAGAUUACCAGAAAGUUACUCAGCUCAAAAGGGCCAACUGGUGUUAGAGAGUCGAUAGAAGAAGGUUGACUGUCAUGAAUAAGUUGAUUGCAGUGUAGCCACAACAUGCCCAUAAGAACUACUCUUUAAUAACCAGCAUGUUUGUUCCUUGGAAUCAACCACAGAGAGAAACGAUGCACUCAGAAUAAUGACAAUAAUAAUAAUAUAAAACAGUUGAAGUCAAAGGGAAGUGAGGUUACAGUAGCAGAGUGAGCAAAAAAUAGUAUUUCAUUGCAAAUGAAUUUUUUGAAAUAUUUUUUAUUGCUAUCACAUUUUAUUAAAAUCUGUUUUUUGUCAUGUUAUCUUGCUUAAAGAUGGGUAAUGAUAUACUCAUUAGCUUAGUGACUUCAAAAGGAGUAGUUUAUUGUUUAGUAAAUGACUGUAUUAUAGUGAAUAAAAGCAAGUGAAAGUAACAAAUAGGGUCCACUCUCUUUGAUCCAGCUCUUGUAUUAAAAUGGUCAAAUGGUUUAAUCUACUAAAUUGUCUAAGUCAACUUGUUAAGGUCCCAUAACACUCUAUCAGAUUGCUGUUUGUACUUAUAUCAAUCAGUCUGUUUCCAGCAGAAAAUCAGAACACAAAUAACUUUUUUCCUCUCAUUUAAAAACCUAUGAGACUGUUUUGAAUACAAAAAAGCUAUUGACAAGAGGAAGAAGAAAAUCAUAGGGAAAGAUAUCUAUACUACAAGCAAGAAUAGUGUCCUGCUUGCAUGAUUAUUCUCAACACUAUAGAGUAAUUAAGAACUGAGCAUUUAAAGUCAUACGAGAUGUCAUUGGUUUGCUCUACUUCACUCUAUAGUUGGUCCAAAAAAAGGCCUUGCCACUGUCUCAACCAAUCGGAUGCACAACUAAUACCCAUCAUAACUUAUCCAACUAUAUUUUCUUACACUUUGAUUAGUUGGAGGUUUUUUUCCAUUGAGUUCUCAUUGGUUCUCCAAGGUAUUUUCCUUUGUUCUAAUUGGUGUUUGACUUUGGUUUCGGUUUGGAUUGGUGGAUAACUUUGAUUUUGGUUUUACAAUCCUCAAUAUGAAAUCUGGUCGAAGUGGAAGCCUGAAGCUUCCCCAUUUCAAAUUGGUUAAUUGGUUGCCAUGUCCUAGUCUCCCCCCAACACACUGAAAGUCCCAAAAAUCGAAUCAUGUAUUCCACAAAGAAAGAGUUCUCUAAAACACCAAGAGUUAAUUUUUAAGAGGGGAAAUUCAAAGAAUCAGAUGGUCAUAAGAAAACUGAUGAUGGCCUCGCCUUGGCUCUUGAACUCCUGCCCAGUUCUUCGCGGUUGCACAGGAUGAUAGAUAAAUGCGCUUACAUGACACACAUACUACUUCUAUCUGCAAGCUCAACAAUUUUUCUAAAAUUUAUCGUCGACAGUUGUCGAUGUUAUUUCUACUUGCUUGUUAUUUGCUCGUUCCUUCGUCGAAGGUAAGUCCAUGUUAAAUACUCAGAAUGCGGUAAAAUUUCCGCACAGUCCCUUACUACAUUGUGCAUUCAGUUCUUGGACAAAGAAAACAACGACAAAAACAAUACAUUGCCGUUAUGAAAAAAGAUUUGUUUCACAACACUAUGGGACUGUGCGGAAAUUUUACUCAGAAUAAGCUUCAUACAGAUCCCAGUUGGUCAUUGAUGGAAACUUUUAUUGAUCCAUUCAGUCUGGACUUCGUUCUUAAAUGCACUGACAUAUAUCGUAUAACCUAGCUCUCGUAUAACCUAGCUCUCGUUACAAUGCAUAUUUGAUUAUUACUUAUCUAAGCUUCCAAUAGGGGCUAUACGUUGAUAAAUAAGGCAUCGAAACUCCUAGGGUGUUAAAUAAAUUAGAUCAGGAAAUUGCGCAAGAAAUACCAGCUGUUUGAUGACACGAUUAUGCACAUGGGUUAGCGACAAAGCCCCAUAGUUUUUCACACACACCUUGUUAUAUUUUGACAAUGUCGAGGCUAAUCUACUUAAAUAUAUUUUAUUUAGCCUAAAACAGCAUGAGUGGUGAUCCCCCUCACCCUCCCCCUCAUAUGUAUUAUCCACCUGCCGGACAACACCUACCUCCUCCCCCCGGACAAGGGUACCCACAGGUGAGUGCAGUAUUAUGAGCAAAGGUGGACACAUUUGAUUAACUGUGCACAAAAUUUAUUCCUAGACAUUGCAGCCUAUAAUUGGAUUUUAGCGAUAUUUUUAUAACAGACAUGAAAACAAUGCAAACCUCAAAACCCAAAACCUGAAUUUUCCCCUUCCUAUACCAAAGGUAGAAAUUCUCAGUUCUGGAGAUAACUCAGCUGUUUGAAUAGGACUGUCAUCACCUUUGGAAAUUAAAUUUCUUUCCCAGUCAUUAAUUUGUAGCAAUAAUAAACCAUGAGGCUUCUAAAAAGGCACAGUCAGAUUCUUGGUGGAUUUUUUUCUCUCAGUUAUACUGUAUGCUGUGAUUUGUCAAUUCAUUUGCUCAGCCUGUUGGCAUUUUGAGGUGUUUUUGUUUGCUAAACUCUCUUUGUUCUGGAAAUUGUACUUGCGGUAAGAGUGAUAAUAAAAUCAAAAUAUUUCAUUAUCUUAAAAUUGUGUGCCAGAGCAUGCCUACUACUGAGUAUUUAUCGCUAAAUUUGUUUUGUGUAUAUUAUGAAACAUUCCUUUGAAGCUCCUCCUCUUGACCAGAAAUUGUUACCUGGACAAUUCAAACACAAAAUGGAAAAGUUAUGAACAUCUUGCAAAGCUUGUUAUCUUGGUUUUCCGUUAAAAUUACUUGUUAUCAUUUUUUCCUUCUUUGAUUUAUAGCCUGCAUGCCUCACUUGUUAUUUAUUGGGCCAUAAAUCUAAGGGUGGAAACUUGCACAACAGACUGCUAAGUUGGUUAGUGAGUGGUAGUAUUAUAAUUAUACAGAUAAUGAGUUGAUUGUCUUUUUGUUGAAUGCAGGGAUUUGCACCACCAGCCUAUAACCCAACUGGAGGAUACUACAUGCCACCCACACCUGCACAGGCUGCAUACCCAGUAAUGUCAAGCUUUGUACAAUAGUUGUUUACUUAAAUGAGUAAAAAAAAAAAAUGACUGUUACUGACAGAACUAGCCAUGUGUGGUAGAGUUUUUCAGGUCUUAUUUUCAUUACUGCUUAAGUUCAGUUCAUUACUGGAAAGAGGGCUUUCAUAUUCAUUUCUUGUAUAUUCACAGUCAUUUAAUCAUCACUUCUUGGGUUUAUUAUGAAUCAACAUAAUUAUUAGCUCCCAGUUGGCUUGUUAUCUCAGUUGUUAGAGCAUGCACCAGUAUCACAGAGAUUAUAGGUUCAAUUCCAGUACAGGCCUGAAUUUUUAGUGUUUAAUACUGGGAAGAGCACUUUGAUAUUCAUUUCUUAAUCUGCACUUCAAAUAUAUGAUUUUCAUAUAUUCACAGUCAGAACUAGCAAUAUUUACCUGUUACAAGGUAAUCAAACACUGUAGCUUAUUUUUAUUGCUGAUCAAAGAAGGUCCCUAGAACCUUCCUUUCAGAGCAAAACCCAAGUGUCUAACCUUUGUGCCCCUCACUUGAAAAUUUAGAUGUGUUAUGUUAAAAGGAGUGUUAAUUAUCUUUGUGUUUAUACAAAAUUCAAGAGCAACAGCAAUUGAGUGAGCUCAUGAGUGAUAUGAAGUUACAAAAUUUGUACAUUUUGAGAUUUUUGGUUAAACACUUUAACAAUGGUAGGUUUUCACAGGGGCAACAAUUAUUUUGUCACAUGCUUUUUAUUUAUGAAAUGGACAAAUUCCUUUUCCAAGCUAACAUAAGUUGUUGGAAGGUAGGCAACAUUUUCUACUGGUUGAAUUUCCAUCCAGUUUUGUUAAAUCGUUAACUAAACAAACCAGAUAGUGAUUUAUCUGGUGGAUAGCAUCAUCUGUCUGUGAAAAAACUUGGGGCCAUUUAGUUGGUUUUGAGUUAUGAAGUGUUGAUAAAUCUUUUAUAAAUUUCUCCUGUAUAUCAAAAAAUCUCUGAAUUUAUUUAAGAUACAAACAAAGUUAACUGCCAGUCAAGAUCAAUCAUGUUUUGUGGUUAAAGUAGAGUGGAGAUCACUCUCCAAUCCCUUCUUGACCUUAAAUGUUUUUUUAAUUGCUCUUCAGCCACCAUGUACUCCUGCUGCAGGGUUUUAUCCUGGACCAGCUGCAGGAGCUUAUCCCCCUCCUCAGGGAGGUCCUUUACCUGCAGGUUAUUUUCCCCCUGGUGGGCCACACACAGCACCACCUCAUGGACCUUUCCCUCCACAAGGAGGACCACAUUCAGGGACAUUUCCAGCAUAUGGUGGACCACAUCCACCUGGACCACACCUUGGUGCAUUCCCACCAGGACCACACCCUGGUAACAAACAUGUGGUAAGUGUUCCUGUGUUAUUGGUUGAGGUAUUGUUACAAUACAUUUGCAAUUGAGGUACAAUGAUUCAAUUUUAUCUUUGUUUCAAAUUGUAUUUCCCUUUCUUUUAAUGUCACCAUCUUUCAUAAACAUCACACAAACUUUGGAAAGAUAGAAUUCAAAAUGGAAAUUUGGACCAUUUUAACCUUGAAAUGUGGCUGGGAAGAGUGCAUAUUUUUCUGUGUCUUGUUUUUGCAAUGAAUGAGUGAGAACAGUGAAUCAAUGUCUUAUUAUUUUAAUGACAUAUUUAAAUAUGAAGCCACCCCUUCAUUUUGUUUCAACUUUCUUUAUUUCUGGCCCUCAAGACCCAUUAACUUUUUAACAAAGUAUAUUUUUUCUAUAUUAUUUUAACACUCUAGAUCAAAAUUAUGAUUUUUGCUGUUAAUUAGAAGACAUAAUAUGAUGUGAUGUGGUUUUUGCUUGAAAUGUUCUGAAUCAAUUUGAAGACAAAUUGAAUGGACAUAACUCUUUAUGUUAGGUUGUGUUUAGAGAUUUUGUGCUGACUGAGAGACUUGAGUGUUAAAGAGAUCAUUUUAACCGGUUCUUAUUGACCAACCUGGGAGCCACUUUCGUGCCAUUUGCACUAUGACAUCUUAUGACAACAGCUUUCAUGAUCCUUCAGUCAGUUGCUUCCUUGUUCAAAUUAGGGCUUACUUUCACUUAAACCUCAGUAGAAUUACUACAAUAAGGCAGCAAGAAAAAAGGAAAAUUAAAGGAAUUGUGGAAGCUGUAGUAAACUAGAUUCAUUUCAAGUUAAUGGGUCCUGAAUUCACUUUUUUUCUUUUGUCUUGUCACAAGUGUGGAACAAAGAAAAAAUUAUGAGUCUCCAUGAGGAAUCAAACCUCAGACCUUUGGAUUCCACGCUCCAAUGCACUAACCACUGAGCCACAGAGAGGAAUCUAACCUCAGACCUUCGGAUUCCAUGCUCCAAUGCUCUAAGGGUUAGAGCAUCGGAGCACUAAAUCUGAGGUUUAAUUGCUCGUGAGGACUCAGAAUUUUUUCUUUGUCCCACACUCAUGACAAGAUGAAAAAAAACAUCUUUCUCUAUUUCUUUACCGAGCUCAAAAACUUACCAUCUUUCUUAUUUCUAUCUGUAGUGAACUGUUACCUUCAAAAGAAUGACCUAGUAAUGGUAGAUGUAGGUACCCAUCUAUACACACGAAGUAUCAGUAUUAUUGAUUGAAUUCAACAAUUCUUUCCUUUUUUUUUGCACAGGAUGUGGAAAGUGAUGACAGUGACCCUUCAGGAUUUGGUAUGUUUUUAAAGAUUGAAGAGGAGGUUAAAGGAAGAGAUGUGUCAAGACACUCUUACUAAUAGAGUUCUUGUUGUGACUGCACAGUACACAUAUAGACUAUACAUGUCAAAUGGCAAAGCAGUUCAGCACUUUGUUAAUUUGUCGCCUUAAAGGCAUUGUUACUAAAGGACCAUUCUUUAAAAUGGUGAUAGAUAUAAAAAAUUUACUCAGAGGAAAAAUAAUCAUUGAAGCAAACAAGGACAGGGUUUAACUUCAAGGAGAUGCUAAACUGACAGUUGAGAGAAAUAUAUUUUCUUCAGAGGAAAAUCCCUUUAAAGCAAUCAUCACAGCAAAUUAUUAUCUAUAUUCCUAUUCCUUGCUGGUAUCAUGUUGGGCAUUUUUUCUUAUCUUAACCCAACACCUGAUCAAAUGAGACUGUUUUAUAACAGUUUCAUCUAAUUAUAAUUACAAACAAAAGGAUGCUUGUUUCCAGAUGCUCAUUUAAUUUUCCUUUCAGGCACCCUUUUUGAGAAAAAUCUUCUCCAUGGAAGUAAAAAAAUUGUGAUUAUUUGGUUUUGUCACUAAACAAACAGACACUCUGUUGCUGACAAUUUACUCUAAAUUUUAAUUAAUUCAUACAAGACAGCUUUGGCAAUGACCAAGCCUACUUACACUCUAGUUAGACAAGAUAAAGCUUGAAUUAAUAAUGGUAAUAGGACCAAGUGGAGUCCAAUUCAGUCUGUAAUCAUACAAGUGAUUGACAAAAUCGGAGGAGGGAGUCCAAUUUGUUAAUUGCUUGUUUGUUUACAGACAGAAUUAGACAACAAGAAGUCCUAUUACCUAUAAAUCAUGACCAUUUCAAUUUCCGAAAAAAACAAAUGCACCUAGAACAAAUAUCUCCUGUGGAGACAAUGCCAUUGGUUGAAAACUCCUCCAUUUUGGAAAUUCCUCAGUUUUUUCUUUUGGUGGUUGUUACUAUGGUUAUUGUGAUCCUUUCUGUGAUUGGUGGAUUAGCUGAGUGGAUUGGUAUGAUCAGCUGCUUCAACUGUCCGAUUACAGGUGUCCAAUUACAGUUGAUGUCCAAUGAAUGUACAGAAUGAGUAGUGAAAAAUGAAGCUGCAAAUGCACCAAUAAUAUUUGAAGAAUUUGUAGUGGUUAUGAUAAAUGUGAAUAUUUUAGAGUGCAAGAACUGGUGUAGGAAGCUUGUAGGUAGCUUUUUAGUUAAGCAUAUAGUAUCUUUGGCAUCAGGUUUGAAUUUUUCAACUUCUGCAGCUCUGUACUCCAAAGAAGAUAAGCAUCCACUCUCCGUUAAGUUCACUAACAAGGCAGGCAAGAAAGUGAAACUGUUUUGGAUCAACAAAAGAGGAAGGAGGAAAAGAAAAGGAAAUAUAAAGGAAGGCCAAAGCAAGACAGUAGACACCUAUGAGACGCAUGUUUUCAUGGCCUUCAGUAGGAAACUAAGUCGUGAACCUCUGCCAAUUAAUGGUUCUCCAGUAUUUUAUGUUUUCCCUCACAAACAUGGUGAUAAGCAUGUGGAAGUUGAAAUAAAGAAACCAUCAGGUAUGGCAAUCCCGUGUGUAACACAAGUGUAAACUAUUUCUAGUAAUUUCCACAUUUAUUAUAAUGAUUACAGAAACAACCCUGAUCAUAUGGAAUACAAGGAUGGAUAGUUAUCAACAGAUGAUAUAAGAUUUAAGGUUUCUUAAUCACCUCGCACGAGGUGAUUAUGGUUGGGGCGCUAAAUUUUUAAGUGACUGCCUCACACUUUGUCAAUGUUUCUGAGGAAGUGACAAACGCGAUGGAAGAAAAUUCAAUUGCAAGGAGUACAAAAAAUGAUUCUGCGCUUGGCGGAACACUUUUUAAGAGAAAGAUAAAAAGCUUUUGCUGGUUUAACUGAAUAAAUAUGCUAAAACUCUUUGCUUAUCUUGAUACGAGUAAUCACCACAAUUGUAACAAUAUGCACAAUGCUUUCUUUCUUUCUUCAAUUUCUCUAUUUAUUUACAGAAUUUGCAAGAGAAUUCGAAACCGCUUGAGCAAUUAUACCUAAACAAUUAUACGCCUCAGGCUCAGUGAAUAUUAUUGUUGAAUAAUUCCCGAGACAAAGUCGAGGAGAUUAUUAAACAAAUUAUGUUCACUGAGCCUGAGCAAUUAUACUAAAACAAUUAUUCGCCCUAAGCUCAGUGAGCAUCACUGAGCCGAAGGCUAAUAAUUGUUAAAUAGCAUUACACGUAACAGACACAGAGUUUGUCUGAGCAGUAACAUCACAUCCGACUGGAGAAUUUAAGAGGUGUAGUGAUACCAAAAACAAACUAAUACGGAGGAAUUCACACUUUGUUAUAAGUCUUGACCGGAAUGCAGUUACCAAAAGUACAAAGUAACCGGCUUCAACAUUUAAAGAAGGGUUACGAGUGAAGGCACUUAGUUGUCAAGUGCACUUAUGGUCAGUUAAUAUUAUUGGUAAAACUGGAAUACUGUUUGGCCCAUAUCAUGUAACUUCAGUUAAAACUUAAUUUAGGUCAAAUGAAAGCUUUGCGAUGUUUUAAGUUGUUUUGCGUCUGUUGUAACGCGAUGUUAAAGUUAUGCGAACACUUGUAGGUAUUAGGAACAUAGCAACACACGAGAAUUUAUUAUCUUAACAGGAAGAACACUUUUACGAGCGUUUGAACCAUACAGUACUUACAGACUCAUUGAUGAAUACUAGAGGUGCUUGCACGUUAUCAAUUUUGUCCUCCGUGAGAAUUCUUACUGUAAGCGAAGAUUAUCGUAAAUUGACCGAGAACAAAUAACUCAAAUGUUUUCGUUAUUGUGCCUUUCAUCAAAUCAAUUUACAUUUAAUUUAAAGACAUUUCAAGGAACAUUCCUGAGGAAAAUGUAUGCGCCUCAUUAAAAUUGUCGGAAGGUCUAAAAGGAACUCACUUUAUAUUGUUGCUACUGUACGUUUACAGAAUAAAUAUCAAUAACAUUGUUUAAAAGUGUAACGAUUAUUUUUCUUUCUCAGGAAGUUCAUUCAACAGUUUGAAGUCAGAGGCUCACGUGACCGUCCCUGUUGAGGUGAAAUUUGUGAACCGUGUUAAGUGUCCAGUCCAGUUGGAAUGGAUCAAUCCUCAAGGCCGCCGUGAGACUAAGAAGCAUCUCGCCAAGGGUCGAUGCUGGCGCACCACUUCCUGGGAAGGUCAUUACUGGGUGUGCACUGACCCAAAGAAGGAUGGUCAUUUCUUUGCCCUUAAUUAUGGUCUUCAUUACAGAGUGCAGAAGACUAGAAGAGCGCGAGAAAGAGUUGUCAUUACAGCAGGUAACAUACUUAUUUGCUGUAUCUUAUCUUCAAAAGAAAUGAAUAGCUCGGUUCCUUUUUUAAGAGAGCUUUGAGAGAACUCCACCGAGUACCAACUCCUUACAAUGGCUGUAGGUCCACAAAGCGUGUUACAACUGCCUGGAUAACCUCUUCUCUUAUUGUCCUCAAUAUCAAAGCAAACUUUUCACAAAGUGGUUUAUUCACUGUGCGUUUCCCGUAUGGUUUAGUUAGCAAUUGUGUGCAGCAAAUCUCUGGUUUGUCUUUCAUUAGCACAUUUUGCUGUUUUGCCUACUUAAGAGCUGAAAUAGCUAUAUUUUGGAAAUAACAGUGUUCUAACAUUCGAAAUAAGAAGUUACCUUCCAUCACGACCCUCUCUUUGCCACGGCUUCUUCCAUCUGUCCUCAAGGUGGCUGUUGUAAAAAAAAACCGUAAUAAAAUGAAUGGAAAAGAUAUCCGAUACAACGAUCAGAUUUUGGUAGUACCUUGAGAGGCUAUUGUUACUCCUCAUUAUCUUCAAACAAGGGAGCCCUUACUCAAUCAUCCCAUUUUUUUAUUUCCAGGAUCAAAUAUUUCUGGAAGCAGUAGUAGCAGCAGCAGCAGCAGUGACUAAGGAACGACUGAACAGAAAAUCGUAUCUGCAGCUGUGUUGGAAAUACGUCAUUGCAGUGCUGUACUUGUGCUACUUGAAUAAUUGUCUUUGUAUUGCAAAUUAAUAAUACAAACUGAGUGACAUUGAUAUCCAGUGGAAGCUUUCUUAAUUAAGGACAGUACCUGCAAAUAGAAAUCCAAUUUUGUCUGGCCAGUGACUGAGCAAGCCAGCUAGAUCUUAUCAAAGUCAAGAAAGAGCAGUGGGGGUAGCCACGCAAUAUUGUUCAAUAUCUGGAGAAAAAACCCUGACGUUGUAUCUUUUCAAAAAUGAAAUCAAGUAAAAUUUCCUUGGUGAUUCCAUUUUUAUUCCUUUUUAAAAAAAACAAAAAAAAAAAAAAAACAGUAGUGAACGUAAACAUCUUUACAUAACAAGCAAAGACGAUCCUCAGAACAGCGUAAUGUUAGUUUUUAUCAUCAAAAUGAUUGCAUCAAGGCUAUUUUUAAUCGCUUAACGGCAUCGGAUGUGUCAUCACUCUACUGCUGAUGAUGCGCAACUAUACAUUACGUUCAAGACGUUAUUUGUUGGCAAUACGAAUCAAAGUAGAACCAAAUUAGUUAACUGCGACCGGUACAUAGACACACGGAUGCUUUGGAAUGAAUUGAAAUUGAGUAAAGAUAAGUCACAAGAUCUCGUGAUGUCUUCUUUCUAUCGACCUCGGCCAACACUGGUUUUUGUUGUUGUCGGGGAGCAGUAAUCGCAUCCCGACUAUAGUAAAAAUCGUAACAAACAAUACUGUGGACAGGCUUUGAAUACCAGGUUUUGGGGGGGAGGAGAUUCAGAAAGUUUUUCUGACUUGGAGUACAAUCGAGCGUUUCCACUCAAGAAUAAAGGUGAAAAGUCCAAUCUCAG